This is a messenger RNA of Ylistrum balloti, 681 nucleotides long. RefSeq lists its product as uncharacterized. The transcript has 4 exons. NCBI's taxonomy places the organism in Eukaryota, Metazoa, Mollusca, Bivalvia, Pectinida, Pectinidae. Bases 1 to 681 code for a protein of 226 amino acids. The record is from RefSeq and is a predicted model, not a curated record.
AUGAAACCAAAAAUUAUUGAAAUGCUGUUCUCAUGUGACGUCAUUGUUCAUGGAUACAGCGACUUCCAAGUCACCAAACUCACAAAAAAUUUAAAGGCAUAUCAUGCUCUGUUUUCUGACGCUGAAAACCCUAUGUUUUCAAACGUAGACCCGACUUUAAUGGGUUUCAAAGAUCCAGAUUUAUUCAAAAAGGACCGCGAAAACAUUUCCUACGCCGGAAAUGAUGGGACGAACGACUGUGAACCAUCACAUGUACAUAUCGGCUCCGAAUUGAAAGAGUCAUCAACUUGUCCUUGGUUUACUAAGAUGGGUUAUGACCAGAAAAGAAAACCACACAUAAUACAUGUUGUUGUGUGUCGGUGUCGAAAAUGUGCUGAAGGUUGCUGUAUCGAGCACUUCAUCAACGUGCCAGUGUUGCGGCAAUACAGAGGAAAAUUUGUGCCUACUGUGGAGCCUGUUAGUGUUGCGUGUGUAUGUAAAUACAUGAGUGAAACAGAUAAGCAAAGUCACUGUGGCACAGGAAAAAUCGAAAAUGAAACAUACCCACGGAAAAAAAGAAAAAGAGGGAAACACAGAAAGAAAAAGAAUAAAAGCAACAUCACGAGAUGGACCACGGGAGAACUGAGAUGGUGGAGAAAUAAGAAUUGUUCGUACUAUAGAUAUUGCAAACGACGAGGCUAG